AACAAGAAAAUCUGUGAACCUUGUCUUUGGUCAUUCCAACGUAACAGAGAAACAGAUCGCCCGUACGAUCAUCUCCUCCCACAAUGAAAAACUUAAUAUUUGUAAACUCCAUUAACAAUUAUUCUAAACCUUUAUUUAAUUCAUCUUCGAAGUUUCUCUUCCGUUUUCCAUCCCAUUCCCGGGAAAGUAGAAAAUUCCAAACAAAAUGGCUUCAAUAUCGCAAAACCCUGUAUUUUUCUGCCAUCAAAGCUUCGUCGUUACCUGAAUUACCAAGUUAUGGCGGGUGGGAUGAUUUGGGACUGGUUGGUGACUCGGUCGGUUCGGGUGAGUCAACUCCGUUGCAUAAUUUUUUGCUUUCCAUCGGAGUCAAUGAUAAAAAACACAUUUUUAUGUUUCUUUUGGGACUUGUGUGUGCGUUAGCUAUUUCUAGGGUUAGGGUUUCUUCUAUACUCGUGUUUCCAGCUUCGGUUUUGGUUUUUGCUAUUGGGUUUUCAAUGGGGUUUGUUCGUGGUGGGAGUUUAAGUGAAGGAAGUGCUAGUAAGAGGAGGUCAAAAGAGGAAAUUUUCAGGGUUUCUAGUGAGAAAUUCAAGAGUUUAAUGGAUUUUUUUGAUGGGUUAGAUGGUAAUAUUAGUAACUUGAAGAAGGAUAUACAGAGAGCUAUUGAUUGUAAUAAGAUCACAAUUAGAGAUUUGGAAAAUUAUUUCAAUGUCAUGGAAUCUAUGAAUUUAUUAGCUUCCAAUGCUAGAAAUGUCGUUGAGGUUUAUAUGGUAAAUCCAGGGAAUUCUAGUGAUGUGUUAGUUGAGAAUCAGAAAUCAAGUAAAAAGAGGAAAGAGGCCGGUAAAGUUGGGUUUGACUGGUUGCAGUUUAUAGGGGGUUUAUCUGGAGAAAAAUUGGUUAAUUCAAAGCCUAACAAAGUAAAAGAUAAUGUAAAGCAAGGGACACCAGAGAAUCCGAUGAAUGAUCAAAAUCAAGGAAAUAAUUUUAGUCCUGGAGAUAAAACAAGGUUUCAUGAUUCCAGUGACAAUAAUAAAGGAAUAAGUAAUACAAGAUUUUUGCGAGAUUCUUCAAAUAAGAAUGCAUUAGUUCAAGAUUGGGAUGGAGGAAAAAAGGUGGAUUUGCAAGAUGAAAAAUUGAGUUUGGGGGAGAUGAAUACAAAAGCCAAUGGAGUUUUUGAGAGUGAAAAGUAUAGUUACAAGAACAAUAGAUUGCAGUGCAUAAAUAAUCAUAUGGAAGGUGACAAUUUGCUUGACUCAGUCGAUUUUAGAGUCAGUUAUAUGGAAAGUGAAGUUUCCUUUGUGCAAGAGCACCAACUAAGGAAAUCUAGUGGAGCUUAUAGGUCUUCUGAUGACCAAGAGAAGUAUGAAAAUGUUAUUUAUAGGCCCCAGUUAACAGAAGAGCGGGUGAAUCCCAGAGUUGAUUUCCAUCAGGUUGAUCGCCUUUCUACUCAUGGGAGUGAGGUUAAUUCCUCUUCAUUGUCUAUGUUUACAGAUGAUAUUGAAUUCGAUAGGUAUCUUAUGGAAGCUAAUGGUUUCUUGAAACAAGCCAAAGAGUGUAUAAGGAGCAGUCUGGACAACAAGCAUGCGGAAAUGAUAUUAUGCAAGUCUGCCAAGUUACUCUCCAAAGCCAUAGCUUUGAAGCCCAUGAGUCUGUUGGCUGUGGGCCAGUUGGGCAACACUUAUCUCCUUCAUGGAGAAUUAAAACUACGUAUUAGUCGUGAGCUGAGAAGUCUCCUUUCAAGAAGUGAUGUUGUAUCUGGCAAGAAACAGAAAAAAGUACUCAAGGGGCUUGAUUAUCAGUUAGUGAGUAAAGAUAGAAUUGGCUCCCUUCUUGUUGAUGCAUGUGAAGAGUGUGAAGAACUCCUUGUGAAGGCUGGCAAAAAAUAUAAGUUGGCAUUGUCAAUUGAUGGUGAUGAUGUGAAAGCCUUAUAUAAUUGGGGCCUUGCUCUCUCCUUCCGUGCACAGCUCAUUGCUGAUAUUGGACCGGAAGCAGCUUUUGAUGCUGACAAAAUAUUCUUGGCUGCAAUUGAUAAAUUUGAUGCUAUGAUGUCGAAAGGCAAUGUUUAUGCGCCUGAUGCUCUAUUCAGAUGGGCUGUUGUGUUGCAACAAAGAUCUCGCUUACGGCCAAGCAACAGUAAAGAGAAGUUGAAAUUACUGCAACAAGCUAAGAGACUAUAUGAAGAUGCACUGCAUAUGGACUCUGGCAAUCUUCAAGCAAGAGAUGCCUUGUUAUCAUGUAUGUCUGAGCUUGACUACGGUGACUUUUAGUGGCCUUUAACAGUAGAGUAUCCCGUGUAGUGGUUCAUCUUUCAUUAUUCCCCGUUUGUAUCUACACUUACCAGCCUUGUUUUGCUUUGCACUUUCAAUGGUAUUUUUGCCCACUCCACCUUACAAAAUGCAUGGAAUGUGGCUGAUAUUUUUUCCUGCCAUUCAUUGUACUUUUAAAACUUUGUAUAAUAAUAACAGUAUAAUAAAAGAAGAUGGGACGAAUCUUUUUUCUUUUGUUACCAUCAAUUUAUAUGAAAA
Messenger RNA from Mangifera indica (mango), 2522 nucleotides. RefSeq lists its product as uncharacterized. Gene Ontology annotation, molecular function: protein binding. The record is from RefSeq and is a predicted model, not a curated record. The transcript has 3 exons. NCBI's taxonomy places the organism in Eukaryota, Viridiplantae, Streptophyta, Magnoliopsida, Sapindales, Anacardiaceae. Bases 84 to 2264 code for a protein of 726 amino acids.